UCCCCUGCAUCUGAAGCGUCCGUUUUGGCGGUUUUAUUGCGCCGAUCAAGGGUCCCGCGUCGUAGCCUUCUCGAUCCUGUCCGUUGUUUUGCCUUCACCGAUAAUCAACCCCUGGGGAAUCUUCUCAUCUGUCCCCAUGCUUUGCGGCGAGGCAAUUCCUCCUCGGGACACGUGCUAGAGCUUCUAAAGUACUUCACCUAGCCAUGGGGCAAAAUGCAGAUGAACAACGCUCCCACCACAAGACAAUUGUGUGUGCCGAUCAUAUUAACAGCGAGCCGGCUCCGAUGAACAUAGAAGGGGUCGAACGAAGCAAGCCUGAGGUCCAUGUAUUCAACGAACAGACAAACUAUGUCCCCGUCAAGACAGUCGUCACUGUAAGUGUGCGGGGAUAUAAGGGGAUCAACCUGCUACCAAGCCUAGGUGUACUAACUGGUUGGGAGAUAUUCCUUGCCUGCGCUAGCGUCGACCUCGUCGCCCUCAUGGAUCAAACCACACUAGCCGCAAGCUUAUACAUCAUCAGCGACGCGCUGGAGGCAAGCAACCAAGCAUCCUGGAUAGCCAGCGGGUACUUCAUCACCUCCACUGUUGGCCAGCUUCUCUAUGGAUGUCACACGGGGAUGGAACCCUGCGCCAAUAGAUCAGGCCAUAAAGAUAAGCUUCGGAUAGCCUCGGUAUUAAGGUAUAAAGGUAUAAAGGUAUAAGAGUACUUCCGGGAUUAUAUUAAGACGAAAAGGAAACGCGGAACUUGGAAGAAGAUAAGGACCUAAGAGACCUCCUAUAGAAUUAUUAGUUAAAUUAAACCUAUUUUAAGUAUAUCCCCUU
Messenger RNA from Durotheca rogersii, 822 nucleotides. RefSeq lists its product as uncharacterized. The coding region runs from base 204 to 701 and encodes 165 amino acids. NCBI's taxonomy places the organism in Eukaryota, Fungi, Ascomycota, Sordariomycetes, Xylariales, Xylariaceae. The transcript is spliced from 4 exons. The record is from RefSeq and is a predicted model, not a curated record.